AUGGAUGCGGGUGUGCUCCGGGUGUGCUCCGGGUUCACAAAGAAGCGAGGGAAAGGGCCAUCGACCACAAAACAAGGGUUCUCUUUCCUCUCGUCUCUGCUCGCUGAUAUGGGUGGAUGUUGCGCAAAAGCCGUUGCCCCGGAUGGGUCCUACAAGUUGAUUCGGAUAUCGAACUUCAUUAUCGGAAAAGGCCUUGGCAAGGGGGCCUUUGGUCGAGUGUGCAUUAUCGAGCACAAGUCCACAAAAACUCGCUAUGCACUCAAGUACAUCAGCAAGGAAAAGUGCAUAGCAGAGCGUGCUCUCAACCAUGUUCUGCAAGAGCGUAGCUUGCUCGAGGAAGUCCAUCAUCCUUUCAUCUGUAACAUGCGCUAUUCCUUCCAAGAUGAGUUCAAUCUGUAUAUGAUUCUGGAUUUGAUGCCCGGUGGAGAUCUGCGUGCCUAUCUAAAGCGGCCGUUGGCGGAGGAUGUCACACGCUCAAUAAUUGCUGAAAUCGCCUCGGCGAUUGAGUAUCUGCAUGGGCAAGGCAUCAUCCACAGAGAUAUCAAGCCCGAUAACAUUUUGCUCGACGAGAAAGGACAUGCCUAUCUGUCGGAUUUCAACAUAGCCGUACGAUACACGCCGAUAAAACUUCUCAAAUCAGUGGCCGGUACAGAGCCGUAUAUGGCCCCUGAGCUGCUUUUGGGCGGCGGAUACUCUGGAAGCAUCGACUGGUGGUCGCUCGGGGUCGUCAUGUUCGAAAUGAUUUUCGUCGAGCGGCCCUUCCGCGGGAAACACAAACGUGACCUGAUCAAAAAAGGAGAGUGGAUCUUUCCAGCGAUUCCCAAUAACCAUUACACCAGCGCCGAUCCACCAUCAAGCUCGUGUCAACAGGCGAUCAAAGGUUUCAUGGAAAUGGAUGUCAACAAACGAUUUGGAGUGGGUCUCGAUGGCCUCCAAGCGAUGAAACAAAGCUCAUUUUUCUCCUCGGUGGCCUGGGAUCGACUGCACCUCAAAGAGCAUCCGGCACCGUUUGUCCCGCCAGCAAAUAAUGUAUUUUUAGAGAAUCCAAGUGCCCCCUCUCCAGAACUCGAGCAUCUUCGUCCCAAGGCAAACGGUACCAAGAAACCCGAGGCCCCGAAUGUAAUUGCUGAUCUGAACACGAUGCAGCGAAAGUUUCUGUACUAUGACGACUCUCUUCCAAAGCGACUCGACAUGAGCAUGCCGUCCAUGACCAACAUUGAUAACGAACGACAAAACUCAUAUUCGACCUUGGACAUUCCGCCGGACGGAACAGCAAGCCUUUCUGGCGCAGCCCGUGUAUCCUCGAUAUUUGGUGUCAGUUCUGUUCGAACAACCUUUCGAGGUCGAUUCUUUGAGGAAGAGGCUUCUGCACGAAGUCUAUCCCGCACAAACAGCCUCUCUCGCGCAAACUGCGGUAGGAUAUAGUUCGAGAAAAUGUAUUUUGUGCGUCCGAGGCUCGUCUGGGCUACAUCUCCUUCGAGAAAAAGUGAUAAACUGCUCUAUGUGUUCAUCGACGUGGAUUGGUGCAAUGAGCCCAUGGCCUCCUGUUGCCGAGGAAAUAGCCCUGUUGGACGCAG
Molecule: messenger RNA, 1577 nt
Organism: Polychytrium aggregatum
Lineage: Eukaryota; Fungi; Chytridiomycota; Chytridiomycetes; Polychytriales
Product: kinase-like domain-containing protein
Exons: 6
Coding region: 1-1425 (474 amino acids)
Biological process (GO): peptidyl-serine phosphorylation; intracellular signal transduction
Molecular function (GO): protein serine/threonine kinase activity; ATP binding
Source: RefSeq, a predicted model, not a curated record